CGCGACAACUCGAGUCUCGAGGCUGCUUGUGUACCGUACAAGAAUUGCAACAUCUGUCUACGUGAACAAAGUGCUAGCUUGUCUGUCUUCGUAGUCCGCGCAAAGUGAAGCUCACUUCACUGCCUGAUGGAGACUCCUACCUCAAUUUCCAAUAGCACAAGCCCAGAGGCUGCCAACGGGGAAACUGCACCUUGCCACGAAUGCUCCUAUCGCGGCUUCCUCGCAAAUGAUGGAGCAGAAAUGGUCUUUCAAAGCUUUGGCGUGCCAGGCCCUGCUUGUGUCAUUCUCGUGCAUGGCUUCUCUGGCUCUUCUGACUACUUUACUCGUUCUUUUGACGAGCUCUCCAAAACACUCUGGGUUGUAGCGCCCGACCUUCGAGGUCAUGGACAAUCAGCCAAGACCCCCAAUGGAUACCAUGUCGCCAGACUUGCCGCAGAUCUGCGCGACCUGAUUCUCGAGCUGCGGAAGACUGUCCCAGAUUUGCGACCCAUGGGCGUCGGCUGCUCAAUAGGUGCAGCAGUCCUAUGGACCUAUGUUGAGCUUUAUACAGAGAGCGAUUUUGAUCGCUUCAUCUUCGUGGACCAAGCACCACUGCAGAAUUACGCGAUCGAUGGCUCUUGGCUGCUUGGGAACUACGGUUGCCACGAUGCUGCCUCCCUAGCUUGGAAUCAAGCAAACAUGAUCCUGAACCCUGCCUCUGCCUGGAAGGGUCUCGUUUCUUCUUGCCUGGGUUAUCGCUUCGAUGCCGAUUACGGCCGCCAGAUCAACAUAUCUCGCGAUUGUGCUCAGGCGGAUUCCCUCUUCUUCACGAGCACCUCGAACUUGUGCGAUCCAAGAUGGCUUGCCAAGCUCAUGGCAGAUCACACAGCGUAUGACCACCGAGAUACAAUUCAGCAUGGCAUCACUAAGCCAUGUCUUGUCCUCUAUGGGAAACGCAGUGGUUGUUUUCCAGCAGAGGGCAUGAUUGAGACUGCGCGUUUGCUCAAUCAGAAACGUUCUGGCUUGUGUGGUACUCUGCAAUUCGAAUCGGGUCACUGGCUGUUUUACGAAGAAGCAGCCAAGUUCAACGCUAUUGUGAGGCAGUUUCCACAUCUUUGCCCAUCGGCAUCAGAAGUGGACAAGGUGAAGCAUCUCUAUUCAGACAUGCAUCUCUGAACUUUGUGACUUCCUCCAACUCAUGAGGUCAUCUACACAAUGUUCCUAAUCAACGCGGGGUUCUACACAUCAACAGCAUGUUCAAGGCAAGUAGCACAUUUGUACGGCAUGGCCGGCGCUUUGCGAGUAAUAGCCCAGCACAAGCGCCUUCAGGUGUCUUGAUGCCUCUCUUGGCGGUCAAUAUCGGCCUCACAGGCUAUGUUGCUUUCAGCCAAUAUCAGCUCAGUCAGCAGCAGCAGAAGAUUGUUGCUGAUCUCGACUAUUUAUACGACAGGGUGGACG
Molecule: messenger RNA, 1437 nt
Organism: Protomyces lactucae-debilis
Lineage: Eukaryota; Fungi; Ascomycota; Taphrinomycetes; Taphrinales; Protomycetaceae
Product: Alpha/Beta hydrolase protein
Exons: 5
Coding region: 127-1155 (342 amino acids)
Source: RefSeq, a predicted model, not a curated record